Molecule: messenger RNA, 1257 nt
Organism: Peronospora belbahrii
Lineage: Eukaryota; Oomycota; Peronosporomycetes; Peronosporales; Peronosporaceae
Source: the annotation of a GenBank genome assembly
AUGGUUAUGUGGAAAGACCCGGUUGAUCGAUUUGUCGAGUUCCUUCGAUUCCGUACGGUUAGCGCUGAGGGUCCCAUUGGAAGCUACGAACAGGGUGCAGAAUGGCUACGUGCAUAUCUCGAAGAACUAAAGCUGUCGGUUCAAAUUCUUUCGCCCAUUGAGCAAAAACCUCUUGUACUAGCGACAUGGCAAGGUAAAGAUCCAACACUUCCUGGAAUCAUUUUGAAUUCACACUAUGAUGUUGUGCCUGCAAUGGCUGAGCACUGGAUCUAUGAUCCUUUUGAGGCCACGAUCACAGAGGACGGCCGCAUAUAUGGACGGGGUACACAAGACAUGAAGAGCGUUUGUGUUCAGUAUGUGGAGGCAGUGCACACCCUUAUCUCUUCUGGAUUCACGCCAGAACGCAACAUUUAUUUGCUGUUUGUGCCUGAUGAAGAAGCUGGUGGGGCGCAGGGAAUGGGAGCGUUCGUCGAAACCGACCAUUUCAAAGCUAUUCAGCCGAUUGCAUUUGCAUUUGACGAAGGUCUUGCAAACCCAGCAGAUGCGUACACUGUUUUUUAUGGUGAACGAGUGCCGUGGUGGGUUUAUGUGACAGCAAAAGGACCUACUGGCCAUGGCAGUCGAUUCAUCAACAACACAGCAACGUCGAAGAUUGUUGACAUUUGCAACAAAGCCCUGGCGUUCCGUGACGAGCAAGAGAAAGCCCUUGGCGCUGAUGUUGGAUGUAAACACGGUGACAUGACGAAGAAAAAACUCGGUGACGUGACUAGUAUCAACAUUACUGCGCUGCAGAGCGGCGUAUCAUGUGAUAAUGGCAAGACGCAUGCUCUGAAUGUGAUCCCAACGGAGGCCAUCGCUGGCUUUGACAUUCGCAUUUCACCUCGAAUGGAUAUCAAUGCAAUGGGAAAAAUGCUUGAUGAGUGGUGUGCUGCUGAGGAUGUUUCUUGGGAGUUCGCAUCAUGGACAAAGCCAAUGCACCAGCAUUAUGUCACAUUGCUGGAUACGGACAAUGUUUGGUGGCAGCUAUUUCAAAAGUCCUGUGCUCGACUCAACGUAAUGUUGGAGACCGAAAUCUUUCCUGCGGCUACAGAUAGUCGCUAUCUUCGCAAGGCUGGUAUCCAGGCAAUUGGCUUCUCACCAAUGAAGCAAACUGAGAUUCUAUUGCAUGAACAUAAUGAGUAUCUGCACAAGGACACUUUUCUAUAUGGCAUCAAAGUGUACGAGGCAAUUUUUCGAGACAUGUUUGCUUACAAGUAG